UAGGGUUGGACCGUCUAACACUCUGUGUGUGCGUGUCUGUGUUGCGUGUGCCUGGACGGCGAAAUAUUUAGCUAACGGUGUUUAAAACAACGUUUUGAUACAAAUUUACGUGCUGUUAAAAAAAAUUGUCGGGUGUGUGUUUUGUUUUCUGAAGAAUCUAUGGAGAUAAAGUCAAUGGUAUUUGAACUGAUUUUGCAUAGCGAGCGGUGACUGUCAUCUAUAGAAGUUUACAGCAAUCAGCGCGUGUAUUAAGUGUCGCGCGAAAACACAGGACUUGAGAGCGUUCAGGAAUACAGCUGCACGUGAUAAAUAAACAGUUUGAAUUCGCUGGAUGUGUGCGUGAGGAUUUGUGAUGUGGCGCCCAGUUUAUAUAGGUACGAAUCGUCUGGUGUGUUUUAGGAGGAUGUAAGCAUGAUAUUUUAUCUAUCAGUCGCAAGGAGCAGAUUUAUGAACAUUUGCAACUCUUGAUUGAAGAACCAGAAAGCCUUGAUAGGGACGUCAUGGAACUUUUUUGGAUAGUUUUCUUCAUAUUUGACAUUAUUUUCAUGACAGACUGUGCUAGAGGUCCUCCACGUGUAGCAGAGAAGGUAGCUCACAGACAGACCGUCAGAAUUGGACGUACCAUGAAACUUCAUUGUCCUGUGGAGAGUGAUCCGCCACCACUCAUCAUGUGGACCAAAGACGGUCGACACAUCCACAGUGGUUGGAUGCGCUUCAGGGUCCUUCAGCAAACCCUCCGCAUUAAAGAGGUGGAGGCAGAGGAUGCUGGGACUUUCAUUUGUAAAGCCACCAAUGGUUUUGGUAGCGUCAACAUUAACUACACCCUCAUCGUCAUCGAUGACUCCAGUGGUAGGAGGGAAGGUGCCAGACCAGCUGGGGAAACAGAGUACUCCACUGACCUGACAGGAAAACUGGUGCGGCCCCGCUUCACACAGCCGGCAAAAAUGAGAAAGCGUGUGAUUGCCCGGCCAGUGGGGAGCUCAGUAAGGCUCAAGUGCACCGCAAGCGGCAACCCCAGACCUGACAUCGUCUGGCUGAAAGACAGCAGGCCUCUGACACCCGAGGAGGUGGGCGAGGGCCGAAAGAAGAAGUGGACCCUCAGUCUGAAGAAUCUUACACCUGAACACAGCGGCAAGUACACGUGUCAUGUGUCCAACCGCGCCGGGAAGAUCAACGCCACCUAUAAAGUGGAAGUCAUCCGUGAAAAUUAUUAGCCCAUCUUGACAGGCACUCAUCCGGUAAACACUACUGUAGACUACGGUGGCACCACAUCUUUCCAGUGUAAAGUACGCAGUGAUGUCAAGCCGGUUAUUCAGUGGCUAAAGAGGGUCGAACCAGGCGGUGAGAGCAAGUACAACUCCACCAUUGAGGUCGGAGACCAUCGCUUCGUUGUGUUGCCCACGGGUGACGUGUGGUCACGACCAGACGGCUCCUAUUUGAACAAGCUGCUUAUCACUCGAGCCAAGGAGGAGGACGCUGGCAUGUACAUCUGCCUUGGAGCCAAUACCAUGGGCUACAGCUUCCGCAGUGCCUUCCUUACCGUUCUGCCUGACCCAAAGCCGCCAUUCUCCCCGAUCCCGUCAGUUCUGCCUCCCAGCCUUCCCUGGCCUGUCAUCAUCGGCAUCCCCGCAGGAGUGGUCUUCAUUUUGGGCACCGUCCUGCUCUGGUUCUGCCAGUCCAGGAAGCACUGUUCCUCAGGAGCCAUAAUCUCCGGCCAGACUUUACCCAACGGCCACCGACAGCCACCCAGAGAACGGUCACUCACAGCUGCCGAUAAAGACUGCAUCAGCUCCGUCACCUACGAGGAAUAUUUGGCUCAGCAGCAACAACAACAGCUUCUGCUGACCCAAGCUGCUCCCAAAGUCUACCCAAAGAUCUAUUCAGACAUUCACACACAUACCCACUCGCACGUGGAUGGCAAAACUCACCAGCACCAACACAUCCACUACCAAUGUUAGCAUUUACUGAGGUCUUCAUACUUACAGUGCUCUGGUUCCUUCUUCAAAGAUCUCCUCAGUCUCUGGCGCAACAUUUUGUCGCCAAAUUAGGGCAGCGUGUUGGCCAAAAUGGGCAAGGUCUUCCUCAAACGCACAUUUCUUCUCAAAAUCCAGAGAAUGGAAAGUCAGUUGAGCCACGAUGUUGCAGUCUAACCAGUCCCUCGCUCUGAAUACCACAAGCAUAAAGACAUUAUGAACAGUGGGGUGGAAAAGGGCAAGGCUAAGGAACAAAUGACAAUAUCUGAGUCUGUUUUGAAAUGGAGAAAUGAUUCACAGAAACAUUGCUGACGGCAAACACUUUUGUAGGUUUGUAUGGGACAAAAGACACAAAUGUAUUGUCUCUUCAAUCUGCUUUCAAACUGUGAUUCCGGAGCGAACUGAUGCUAUGAUAUUUGAAUACGAUUUUUUUCAUAAGCCCAUUGACUAUUUUUGUGGAUGGGGCAUAAGAAAAUUGUUUGCAGAUAUUGAGAGAUAAAGUUACAGUUUAUUUCCUGUAACAGUUUAUAUGCUUUAAAACCGAUUGAAUACAUGAGAGCGUAUGUUUGUGUUGUUUUUGCAGGUAUGGUCGACCUUGUUUCAACUUUAAGAAAUGGUGUAGGUUCAAUCUAGUUUUCUGUCUAACUGUAUCUUUAAUGGAAAAAGAGAA
Cyprinus carpio (common carp) is the source of this 2643-nucleotide messenger RNA. Its product is annotated as fibroblast growth factor receptor-like 1. The transcript is spliced from 7 exons. The record is from RefSeq and is a predicted model, not a curated record. Lineage: Eukaryota; Metazoa; Chordata; Actinopteri; Cypriniformes; Cyprinidae. Gene Ontology annotation, molecular function: fibroblast growth factor binding; fibroblast growth factor receptor activity. Gene Ontology annotation, cellular component: plasma membrane.